This is a messenger RNA of Adineta ricciae, 1443 nucleotides long. Lineage: Eukaryota; Metazoa; Rotifera; Eurotatoria; Adinetida; Adinetidae. The record is from the annotation of a GenBank genome assembly.
AUGAGUAUGAUUGAUAUUGACGAAGGCUUUUUCAAAGCACCAUCGCUUUCAACGGCUGGUGCUAUUACUGUUCGAAAUGCCAAAGGACAAUUGGUUACACAAAAAGUCAAAGUACGUCGACAUGUCGCCGGAAAACGACCUGACUGCGCCGGAGCACUAUACGCAAGUGACGAUGACGAUGAUGACGAGCAAUUUCAACAACAAGUUAAAGCUCCAUCAGUUACUCGAAUCGAGCAAGAAGAUCGUCGCUUGCGUCGUUUGCAAGAACGUGAAACUCAAGAAGAUGAUGAUGAUGACGACGAUCGUGAACGAAUCCAUCGACGUCGUCGAAUUGUUGAACCAGAAAUUCUUGAACAAAGUUCAGACGAAGAAGAAGAAGAGGAGGAGGCGGAAAAUGAAGAAGACAAAGAACAAAAUGAUCGACUUGAAGAAAUUGACAAUGAUGAAAUGGAUAUCGAAAAUCAAACUGUUAGUAAUCGUGUUAAAAUGGAUAUCGAGUCAUCUGAUGAUGAUGAAGAAGGUGACGACGACGAAUACGAACGAAAUCGACAGCGUCGUCUUCUUCGAGCGAAAGAGAAGGCCAAAGAAGAGGAAUUGCUACAAGUUGAAGAUGAAAAAGAAGUCGAACAGGAAGAAGAGGAAUCGUCGGAAGAAUCUGAAAGUGACGAAGAAGAUGAAGAGGAAGAAGACGAUGACGGUAUGCCCAGAUUGAAGCCGGUAUUUGUCCGAAAAGAUGAUCGUCGAACAGUCGCAGAACGUGAGGAAGAAGAAAAACAUCAACUAGAACUUGAACGCGAAAAAAAGCGUGUUGCUCAUCAACGAAAAAUGCAAACUAAACGAAUAGUCGAAGAGGCAAUUAAGGAAGAACAAAUACAAAAAGCUGAAGAAGAGGGUGGUAUUCAAUGUGAUUUCAAUACUGACGAUGAAGAUGAAGAAGCCGUAUAUAAUGCGUGGAAAUUGCGUGAACUCGAACGCUUAAAACGUGAUCGAAAAGAACGCGACGAACGAGAGCGUGAACAACAAGAACUUGAACGUCGACGUAAUAUGACUGAAGAAGAACUCCAAGCUGAAUUGCGGAAUCAAUCGAAAGUCGUCACAAACGAAGCACCGAAAGCGAAAUACAAAUUUUUGCAGAAGUAUUACCAUCGUGGUGCAUUCUUUCUGGAUAAAGAAGAUGAGAUUUAUAAACGAGAUUACAGUGCUCCAACACUUGAAGAUCAUUUUGAUAAGACUGUACUGCCGAAAGUAAUGCAGGUGAAAAACUUUGGUAUGGCUGGCCGAACGAAAUACACUCAUUUGGUUGAUCAAGAUACAAGUUCGAAGCAAUCGCCGUGGGGGUCAGAUAAACAAUCGAAUCCCAAGUUUCGCCAGGAAUUUGCUGGCGGCAUGAAACAAGUUUUUGAAAGACCAAAACUGAAAAAUACUUCGAAAAAGACUCAUUGA